Fundulus heteroclitus (mummichog) is the source of this 1025-nucleotide messenger RNA. It is a transcript of the gene rbp4l, whose product is annotated as retinol binding protein 4, like. The transcript is spliced from 5 exons. The record is from RefSeq and is a predicted model, not a curated record. Gene Ontology annotation, molecular function: retinoid binding; retinol transmembrane transporter activity. Lineage: Eukaryota; Metazoa; Chordata; Actinopteri; Cyprinodontiformes; Fundulidae. The coding region runs from base 129 to 719 and encodes 196 amino acids.
UGAAAAUCAGCCAUAAGCUUGUCUGUUGGGCACGUAUAUAAAGGCCGCCACGACUCCAGAUGCGAUCUGCGCCAGACCAACGCAUCCAGAACUUUGAUUUUUAAUCACCACUGCUACUUUUGAACAGAAUGGGCUCCUCUAAGCUGGCUCUGCUGCUGGUCUUUGUGUCCUGUGUGGAACGCUGUCUGUCUGCUUCCUGCAUCGUAGACAGUUUCUCAGUCAAAGAAGACUUUGACCCCAAGAGAUAUUCCGGGAAGUGGUAUGCACUGCAGAAGAAAGACCCAGAAGGGCUGUUCCUGCAGGACAACAUCUCAGCCGAGUACACCAUUGACGACGAUGGCUCCAUGACUGCCUCCUCCAGGGGACGGGUCACUCUGUUUGGCUUCUGGGUUGUCUGCGCUGACAUGGCUGCUCAGUACUCUGUGCCCGACCCCACCACCCCCGGAAAGAUGUUCAUGAACUACCAGGGCCUGGCGAGCUACCUCUCGAGUGGAGGUGACAACUACUGGGUGAUCGACACCGACUACGACAACUAUGCCAUCACCUACGCCUGCCGCUCCCUAAAAGACGACGGCUCCUGCGAGGACGGCUACGCCCUCGUGUUUUCCAGGAACCCCCGCGGCCUGCCCCCGGCAAUUCAGCGCGUAGUCCGUCAGAAGCAGGAGGAAAUCUGCAUGGCCGGACAGUUUCAGCCGGUCCUGCAGUCCGGGGCCUGCUAAACAGAUUGAAAGAGAGGGGGAAAGGGGAGCAGGAGCAUGUGCCAGUCAGAUGCGGUCUUUGCGGUUCGAGGGCAAGCAGACGGAAAAAUUUGAGUGUGCCUGUGUGGUGAAAGAUUGUCCUGUGAGGGCGAUGGAGUUGGAAAAUGCAGAGAUUGACAGGAAAAGAGGAUUUCUUUCUUCCUUUUAGACGUUUUCCUUCAACCUCCUUCACAUAUCCAUAUUGUCAGAGAGAGGAAAAUGUUACUUUGCAUUAAAGUUUUUGAUUGAAUGUGACCAAAAAAAAAUAAACAUUUUCUACACAAAUAG